CGACAAACUUCCGAAAGUUUGACAGUAGAUAACCAGCAUCCAUGGCUUCAAGAAAAGUCCAGAGACUUGGCCUUGAGCCAACAGUGGUAGAACGACUCAAGAAGCACAAUGUGUUUACUUGCCAGGACCUGCUUUCGAAAACAAGACUGGAAUUGCUCAAAAUUACAGGAAUGACGGAACCUCGGGUGAUCAAUAUUCUGCAGGUUUCAAGUGAAGCUUGCCUACCAAGAAGGACAACGGCGUUGAGCAUGCUCACUAGAACAAAUGAAGACGAGUGUCCUGCAUUCUUCCAGACAUCUCUGAGACAACUCGACGAUGUCCUACAUGGAGGGUUACCAGCUGGUACAAUCACAGAGAUUGCUGGCCCACCCGGAUGUGGCAAGACACAAUUCUGUAUCAUGCUGGCGCUGUUAGCUACUCUACCCAGAGCUAUGGGAGGCCUAGACGGGGCAGUGGCUUACAUCGACACAGAGUCCGCAUUCACUGCAGAGAGACUUGUUGAAGUAGCCCGCUGCAGAUUCCCAAAUCAUUUCAAUCAGGACGCAAGUUUUGUAUCUCUCACGAGUAGAGUUCACAUCUACCUGGAGUCGACGUGUUCCAGCCUCCUUUCAAGAUUGCAGCAUCUUGAAGAGGAGCUCAUCACAAAAGGCAUCCGUCUCAUCAUCUUAGACUCGGUGGCAUCACUCGUACGUAAGGAGUUUGACAGUAGUCAUCUGAGUAACUUGGCAGCGAGAACCAACCUGUUAUCCAAGCAAGCCGCAAUCCUCAAGUACCUCGCAGAGUCCUUCUCAAUCCCGAUAAAGAUAAACCCUGCUCUUGAACCUACUUAUCUAGUGCGGAGGACGCUGUUCCCAGAAGUAGCUUGA
Asterias rubens (European starfish) is the source of this 866-nucleotide messenger RNA. RefSeq names its product DNA repair protein RAD51 homolog 2-like. Gene Ontology annotation, biological process: double-strand break repair via homologous recombination. The record is from RefSeq and is a predicted model, not a curated record. Gene Ontology annotation, cellular component: Rad51B-Rad51C-Rad51D-XRCC2 complex. Bases 42 to 866 code for a protein of 274 amino acids. NCBI's taxonomy places the organism in Eukaryota, Metazoa, Echinodermata, Asteroidea, Forcipulatida, Asteriidae. Gene Ontology annotation, molecular function: ATP-dependent DNA damage sensor activity; DNA binding; ATP binding. The transcript is spliced from 8 exons.